Gymnodraco acuticeps is the source of this 2815-nucleotide messenger RNA. RefSeq names its product cadherin-related family member 5-like. The transcript is spliced from 15 exons. The record is from RefSeq and is a predicted model, not a curated record. Gene Ontology annotation, cellular component: adherens junction; membrane; catenin complex. The coding region runs from base 2 to 2194 and encodes 730 amino acids. Lineage: Eukaryota; Metazoa; Chordata; Actinopteri; Perciformes; Bathydraconidae. Gene Ontology annotation, molecular function: cadherin binding; calcium ion binding. Gene Ontology annotation, biological process: adherens junction organization; multicellular organism development; cell-cell junction assembly.
CAUGGACGGGACUCACUUCAGUCUGAGGACGUCGUCCAGCUUUCUACUUCUUCUCAUUUUCCUCCAUUCGUCCACCGCAGAAAUCUGUUCUACUCCUAUAUUGGUAAACAUUGCAGAAAACAAUGAAGUUGGGGUAGUCGUGUCGACGAUACAUCUCGAACCAGGGGUGACUGUUAAUUUUACGGCCGAUGGAAACCCGGACAACAUGUUCAGAAUCGUAGGAAAUACGAUGGAAGCUGCAAAGGUGUUGGACUUUGAGGAUAAACAAGUUCACGCGGUCUCGAUCAUCUGCACCGAAACAGCCACAGCCUCCAAGUUGGAAUUGCCCAUCGUAGUAUCUGUGGACAAUCUGAAUGAUAACGCUCCAGUCUUUGAGCAGAACCCAUACCACGCCACUGUAAAUGAGCUGUCUCCUAGUGGCACAACCGUGGGCCGAUUUGCUGCCACUGAUUUAGACGGUGGACCGCUGUACUACACACUGAUGCCUGAAUCUAGCGGCUUUGCUCUGAAGGCGCCAACAAACCCGGAUCUCCUCGUUGUGACACCUGUCGACUUUGACAAAGUUAAAAGUGUCCAACUGAUACUAAUCGUUCAGGACGCUCCAUUGACAGCAGCCAAUAGCAGGGCCCCGUUCAGCGCCACCACCACCAUCAUGGUCUACAUCGUGGACGUGGACAACCGGCCCCCCUGGUUCCAGCCCUGCAGCCGCUACGAGGUGGGGGGGGCGGUGGUCUGCCAGAGCAACGGAUACACCAGCAGGGUGGUGCUGAACGAACAGGAGGCCGAAGUAUUGUCCCUGGAUCCCGGGCCGCUGUACGCCAUCGACGGAGAUCUAGGACUCGACGAGGAGAUCACCUACUCGUUCCUGGGCGGGGACGGAGGCGGGCUGUUUCAGAUCAACCCGAGCACUGGGAACAUCAGCAUGCUGAAGCCCGUGGACGUGCUGGGGACCAUCAGUCUGACCGUUCUGGCCGCUCAGAGCACCAACCUGUUCCAGUCCUCCUCCACCUCCCUCAGCAUCAGAGUCCAGGUGAAGAGCCUCCACCCCCCUCAGCUCCAGAGGAGUCAGUACAGAGGCGUCGUGUCCACGGUAGGCUCGAUGGCGAUAGACCCGGAGAACAAGGACCAGCCGCUGAGGUUCCUCGCCACGGACCAGGACUACAACGCCACCGGGGGUAUAAACCCCCACAUCACCUACAGCGUUAAAGGCAGCAGUGAUUUCUCCAUCAUCGACGGAUAUUUAUUCAUGACGAAGGAUCUCCCAGAGGGCACGUUGUCUCUGCAGGUGGUGGCGGUGGACUCCACUAACGAGGAGUCAGACACCGCUCAGCUCUCAGUGCAGGUGACGUCAGGUCUCACCACCACCAGUCUGCCUGACAGCACCACAGACAGGCUGACCACGGCCCUACAGGAGACCACUGAAGAAACUACCUCCACCCCGAACCCCACCGACAGCAGCCUCUCACCCUCCGUCUCAGACCCCACCAGCUCAGACAGCCUCCCCACAGAAAGCACCGCUCACCCCCCGACAGUCAUCGUGCCGGGGGGGGGGUUUGGCGCGGUGGACAUGGCGGCGCUCGGUGCCUCGCUCGGCGUCCUGCUGUUCGUCUGCCUCGUGGUCAUCGUGGUUCUAGCUGUACGCGUUCGGAGGGGGAAGGCCGACUGGAGGAAGAUCGCCGAAGCCAGCCUCUUCCAAAGCUCUCUGGGGCAAAAGGGUCAGAAGGAGGGCAUCCAGUACACCAACGAGGCCUUCCAGAAAGACGAAGAUGAAGAUGGAGGCAGCACUGGAGGUGGAGGUGGAUUGGCGGCUAGAGGAUCUCCACAAUAUGAGGAAAUCUUGAAGCCUUCGGUGGCGCUUAACGUCCUGCGAGACGACACUAGUGAGGCGGGAUCGGACAAAACGGACAACGAGAAGGAGGUGAAACCCAUCCUGACAAAAGAGAGGCGUCUGGACGAAGGGUACAAAUCCGUGUGGUUCAAGGAGGACGUCGACCCCGACGCCAAAGAGGAGGUGGUCAUCAUCCCCGACAGCAGAGAGGACGACAGCGAGGAGGAAGAGCAGGAGGAGGAAGAGAAAAUGAAAACUCCCAGAGUGAUGUUCGACGAUGCAGAUCUGGACAGUGGGCUCGGGGUGAAGAUGGAGGAUCCAGGAGAAGAUUCAGAGGAUGACGAAGAGCUGACCGUUGAUCUGUGAGAGGAAACCACGCAGCAGGAAACACCCAUGAUACAUUUAAUUAGGGUUUAUCAGCAGUCGUGUAAUCUUAUCAAUCCAUUACCUGGCAACUGCGACACAGGAGCAGGACUCAAACACAGCGAUUGGAUAAAAAAAAACAAGGAAAUUAAUGAAUUCAAUUCAUAAGACCUGAGAGGUUUAGAUUUGAGGUAAAAUGUUAGUUUUAUAGCUUUUUGUAAAUAUUGAAUGUGUCAUAAUUAAAUAAGUUUAAGCUUAUUAACAAUAUUAUUUCCAGAUUUAAAAGCAUUGAGAUAAUUUCCACGUAGUAGUUCUUAAAAAAAACACACAAAAAACAACUUGUAUUUUAUGGUAGAGCACUUACAACUACAGAAACUCAUAACUAUUGGAUAGAUCUGAAUAUUGAAAAGAUUUAAGGCAAAUGUAAACACUUUUUGUAAAUACUUCACGAGUCAUAAUUAAUGUAGUGUAACCUGAUUAAAAAGGCAUUAUUCUGCUUUUUUGGGCUUUCCUGUAGUUUGUUAUACAGGUUUUAGACAGAGGGUGAAAAGAGGGGCUGCAGCACAGGCAGUAUGAGGAAAAAUACAGAGCUUUUUGAACAUUAAAGCAUGGAGACAUGUCACA